Lathyrus sativus (Indian pea) is the source of this 1497-nucleotide messenger RNA. The record is from the annotation of a GenBank genome assembly. NCBI's taxonomy places the organism in Eukaryota, Viridiplantae, Streptophyta, Magnoliopsida, Fabales, Fabaceae.
AUGAACCAUCUUCUUCAAAAGAAUCUUAUGCUCUUUGCCUCUUCACUCUCACCCUUGCAAUCUUGCACGCUUCUGGUUCGAUUUCAACUUUCUAAAUUGUUAUCUUCUUCUCCGUAUUCUCACCGUAAGCGUCACGGCAGCAAAGAGUACCGCAAUGUUAGAGUCUCAGUGUGGUGGGAUUUUGAGACCUGCAACCUGCCUUCUGGUUUUAGCAUUUCCAAAGUAAAACCCGCUGUCACCGACGCUGUGAGAGCUAAUGGAAUCAAAGGCCCUGUUCAUAUUACCGCUUUCGGCGAUGUUUGUCAGCUUUCGAGGCCCAAUCAGGAGGCACUUCCUUUCACUGGGAUUCAUCUUACUCGCUUUCUCAAGAUUCCCAAAGGUGGAAAGUAUAGUGAUGAUAUAUCUCGUAUUACUGAUCUUAUGGAGUGGCUUUCAGACAAUCCUCUUAUGUAUUGGGUUUCACAAAAUCCUCCGCCUGUACAUCUCUUUCUGAUAUCUGGUGAUAAAGACUUUGCUGGCAUAUUGCACCGAUUGAGACUGAAUAACUAUAAUAUCUUGCUUGCAAGUCCUGGAAAUGCUCCUGAUGUUCUCGGCAGUGCAGCAACUAUGAUGUGGCAGUGGACAUCUAUUCUCAAGGGAGAAGAUCUAACUGGAAAACAUUUCAACCAUCCUCCCGAUUGUCAGUUUAGUUCUUGGUAUGGAAACUCUAAAGUGCCUCUUGAAAGCCCCUUUUCACAAAAUAUAGACGUUACGGAAAUCAAUGAACCCUCCUCAGACUUAAAGGUAGGUGUUAGGUCUGCGGACGUAAGUCCAAAAGUUCGUGAAAAAUAUACCACUUUAGGGAAACUCUUGGCUGGUACUGAUCACACAAACAAACACGAGGAUCAACCUAGAAAGGAGCUUGAUGAUCACAGCCCAUAUUUUUCAGCAGUUGAUGACUCUUUGGUUGACAAAAGACCCGAUGUUCAUCCUGAGACUUACAGCAAAAGAUCAACUUUCUUUAGCUGGAUUAAAAGUUGGUGGCCAUUUCAGAAAAGCAAUGUAAAGGCUGAUGAUUCCACUUUUUAUCAGAAAAAGGUGACUAGGAAUUUAGAGGAUUCCAAGCUAUCCGAACUGGACAUGACUGCUAGCAAUCUUGAAGAACCCAAGCCAUUAGAACAACAGCACUAUGUCACUCAUUCUGGAAAGCAUGAGGGUUCCAAGUUACCUGGUUCCUUUUGGAAUGACAUGGAAUCUUUUGUUUUCAGCCCCAAAGGAUCACUUCUUAUUUCCCAGUCUAGAAGCAGGGAGGAUUUGGCUCAUAAACUACAAAAGCAUGGACCCAUGACUCUCAAGUCUUUUGCUGAAAAUGAUAUCUUUCAAUUGGUGGAACUGUUGAUAGCAGAUAAAAAAUGGUUGGAGGAGAGCCCCUCACAAGCAUUUCCUUUUAGGCUAACUCAAUCAGUUUGGAAAAGCACGCGGAUGGGCCAAUGCAGCUUAAACCAUAGUACUGAUUAA